GCUGCAGGCGCCGCGCCGAGGAGGCUGCCGCUCUGGCUUGCCGCCCCCCGCCGCCGCUGCACACCGGACCCCGCCACUGCACACCGGACCCCGCCGCCGCGCCGCGCCGCGGGCCAUGGACCUGCCCAGGGGCCUGGUGGUGGCCUGGGCGCUCAGCCUGUGGCCAGGGUUCACGGACACCUUCAACAUGGACACCAGGAAGCCCCGGGUCAUCCCUGGCUCCAGGACUGCCUUCUUUGGCUACACAGUGCAGCAGCACGACAUCAGUGGCAAGAAGUGGCUGGUCGUGGGCGCCCCACUGGAAACCAAUGGCCACCAGAAGACGGGAGACGUGUACAAGUGUCCAGUGAUCCACGGGAACUGCACCAAACUCAACUUGGGAAGGGUCACCCUGUCCAACGUGUCCGAGAGGAAAGACAACAUGCGCCUCGGCCUUAGUCUCGCCACCAACCCCAAGGACAACAGCUUCCUGGCCUGCAGCCCCCUCUGGUCUCACGAGUGUGGGAGCUCCUACUACACCACAGGGAUGUGUUCAAGAGUCAACUCCAACUUCAGGUUCUCCAAGACCGUGGCCCCAGCUCUCCAAAGGUGCCAGACCUACAUGGACAUCGUCAUUGUCUUGGAUGGCUCCAACAGCAUCUACCCCUGGGUGGAGGUUCAGCACUUCCUCAUCAACAUCCUGAAGAAGUUUUACAUCGGCCCAGGGCAGAUCCAGGUUGGAGUUGUGCAGUAUGGAGAAGAUGUGGUGCAUGAGUUUCACCUCAAUGACUACAGGUCUGUAAAAGAUGUGGUGGAAGCUGCCAGCCACAUUGAGCAGAGAGGAGGAACAGAGACCCGGACGGCAUUUGGCAUCGAAUUUGCACGCUCAGAGGCUUUCCAGAAGGGCGGAAGGAAAGGGGCCAAGAAGGUGAUGAUUGUCAUCACAGAUGGGGAGUCCCACGACAGCCCAGACCUGGAGAAGGUGAUCCAGCAAAGCGAGAGAGACAACGUAACAAGAUAUGCGGUGGCCGUCCUGGGCUACUACAACCGCAGGGGGAUCAAUCCAGAAACUUUUCUAAAUGAAAUCAAAUACAUCGCCAGUGACCCCGAUGACAAGCACUUCUUCAAUGUCACCGAUGAGGCUGCCUUGAAGGACAUUGUCGAUGCCCUGGGGGACAGAAUCUUCAGCCUGGAAGGCACCAAUAAGAACGAGACCUCCUUUGGGCUGGAGAUGUCACAGACAGGCUUUUCCUCGCACGUGGUGGAGGAUGGGGUUCUGCUGGGAGCCGUUGGUGCCUAUGACUGGAAUGGAGCUGUGCUAAAGGAGACGAGUGCCGGGAAGGUCAUUCCUCUCCGCGAGUCUUACCUGAAAGAGUUCCCCGAGGAGCUCAAGAACCACGGUGCAUACCUGGGGUACACAGUCACAUCGGUCGUGUCCUCCAGGCAGGGGCGGGUGUAUGUGGCCGGAGCUCCCCGGUUCAACCACACGGGCAAAGUCAUCCUGUUCACCAUGCACAACAACCGGAGCCUCACCAUCCACCAGGCUCUGCGGGGCCAGCAGAUAGGCUCUUACUUUGGGAGUGAGAUCACCUCGGUGGACAUCGACAGCGACGGCGUGACUGAUGUCCUGCUGGUGGGCGCACCCAUGUACUUCAACGAGGGCCGCGAGCGAGGCAAGGUGUACGUCUAUGAGCUGAGACAGAACCGGUUUGUUUAUAACGGAACACUAAAGGAUUCACACAGUUAUCAGAAUGCUCGAUUUGGGUCCUCCAUUGCCUCAGUUCGAGACCUCAACCAGGAUUCCUACGAUGACGUGGUGGUGGGAGCCCCCCUGGAGGACAACCACGCAGGAGCCAUCUACAUCUUCCACGGUUUCCGAGGCAGCAUCCUGAAGACACCUAAGCAGAGAAUCACAGCCUCAGAGCUGGCUACCGGCCUCCAGUAUUUUGGCUGCAGCAUCCACGGGCAAUUGGACCUCAAUGAGGAUGGGCUCAUCGACCUGGCAGUGGGAGCCCUUGGCAACGCUGUGAUUCUGUGGUCCCGUCCUGUGGUUCAGAUCAAGGCCAGCCUCCACUUUGAGCCAACCAAGAUCAACAUCUUCCACAGAGACUGCAAGCGCAGUGGCAGGGAUGCCACCUGCCUGGCCGCCUUCCUCUGCUUCACGCCCAUCUUCCUGGCACCCCAUUUCCAAACAACAACUGUUGGCAUCAGAUACAACGCCACCAUGGACGAGAGACGGUAUACACCGAGGGCCCACCUGGAUGAGGGCGGGGACCGAUUCACCAACCGAGCUGUCCUGCUCUCCUCCGGCCAGGAGCUCUGUGAGCGGAUCAACUUCCAUGUCCUGGACACUGCUGACUACGUGAAGCCAGUGACCUUCUCAGUCGAGUAUUCCCUGGAGGACCCUGACCAUGGCCCCAUGCUGGAGGACGGCUGGCCCACCACCCUCAGAGUCUCGGUGCCCUUCUGGAACGGCUGCAAUGAGGAUGAGCACUGUGUCCCUGACCUUGUGCUGGAUGCCCGGAGUGACCUGCCCACGGCCAUGGAGUACUGCCAGAGGGUGCUGAGGAAGCCUGCACAGGACUGCUCUGCAUACACGCUGUCCUUCGACACCACAGUUUUCAUCAUAGAGAGCACACGCCGGCGUGUGGCGGUGGAGGCCACACUGGAGAACAGGGGCGAGAAUGCCUACAGCACAGUCCUAAAUAUCUCGCAGUCAGCAAACCUGCAGUUUGCCAGCUUGAUCCAGAAGGAGGACUCAGACGGUAGCAUCGAGUGCGUGAACGAGGAAAGGAGGCUCCAGAAGAAAGUCUGCAAUGUCAGCUACCCCUUCUUCCGGGCCAAGGCCAAGGUGGCUUUCCGUCUUGAUUUUGAGUUCAGCAAAUCCAUCUUCCUACACCACCUGGAGAUCGAGCUCGCUGCAGGCAGUGACAGUAACGAGCGGGACAGCACCAGGGAAGACAACGUGGCCCCCCUACGCUUCCACCUCAAAUACGAGGCUGACGUCCUCUUCACCAGGAGCAGCAGCCUGAGCCACUACGAGGUCAAGCCCAACAGCUCGCUGGAGAGAUAUAAUGGUAUCGGGCCUCCCUUCAGCUGCAUCUUCAGGAUCCAGAACUUGGGCUUGUUCCCCAUCCACGGGAUGAUGAUGAAGAUCACCAUUCCCAUCGCCACCAGGAGCGGCAACCGCCUACUGAAGCUGAGGGACUUCCUCACCCACCAGGCGAACACAUCCUGUAACAUCUGGGGCAACAGCACUGAGUACCGGCCCACCCCAAUGGAGGAAGACUUGAGUCGUGCUCCACAGCUGAAUCACAGCAACUCUGAUGUCGUCUCCAUCAACUGCAAUAUACGGCUGGCCCCCAAUCAGGAAAUCAAUUUCCAUCUACUGGGGAACCUGUGGUUGAGGUCCCUAAAAGCACUCAAGUACAAAUCUAUGAAAAUCAUGGUCAACGCAGCCUUGCAGAGGCAGUUCCACAGCCCCUUCAUCUUCCGUGAGGAGGAUCCCAGCCGCCAGAUCGUGUUUGAGAUCUCCAAGCAAGAGGACUGGCAGGUCCCCAUCUGGAUCAUUGUAGGCAGCACCCUGGGGGGCCUCCUACUGCUGGCCCUGCUGGUCCUGGCACUGUGGAAGCUCGGCUUCUUUAAAAGUGCCAGGCGCAGGAGGGAGCCUGGUCUGGAGCCCACCCCCAAAGUGCUGGAGUGAGGCUCCAGAGGAGACUUUGAGUUGAUGGGGGCCAGGACACCAGUCCAGGUGGUGUUGAGACCCAGGCCUGGGGCCCCACCGAGCUGGAGUGGAGAGGAAGCCAGCUGGCUUUGCACUUGACCUCAUCUCCUGAGCAAUGGCGCCUGCUCCCUCCAGAAUGGAACUCAAGCUGGUUUUAAGUGGAACUGCCCUACUGGGAGACUGGGACACCUUCAACACAGACCCCUAGGGAUUUAAAGGGACACCCACACACACACCCAGGCCCAUGCCAAGGCCUCCCUCAGGCUCUGUGGAGGGCAUUUGCUGCCCCAGCUACUAAGGUGCUAGGAAUUUGUAAUCAUCCCCAUCCUCCAAAGAAACCCAGGGAGGAAGACUGUAAAUACGAACCCAAUCUGCACACUCCUCUAGUUCCAGAAGGACCCAAGACAGAACAGAUCUGAAUUCUGCCCUUUUCUCUCACCCAUCCCACCCUCCAUUGGCUCCCAAGUCACACCCACUCCCUUCCCCAUAGAUAGGCUCCUGGGGCUCCCGAAGAAUGAACCCAAGCCCAAGGGCUUGAUGGUGACAGCUGCGAGCCAAGGAUGAAGAAAGACUCUGAGAUGUGGAGACUGAUGGCCAGGCAAGUGGGACCAGGAUACUGGAUGCUGUCCUGAGAUGAGAGGCAGCCGGGCUCUGCACCCACGUGCAUUCACAAUGACCGUAACUCACACAUUCCCCCACCAGCUGUGGUCCCUUGCUCUCAGCUGCCAACCCUCCUGGGUCACUUUUGUUCCCAGGUACCUCAUGGGAAGCAUGUGGAUGACACAGUCCCUGGGGCUGUGCAUUCCCACAUGUCUUCUUGCUGCAGCCUGCCCCUAGACAUGGACGCACUGGCCUGGCUGCAGCUGGGCAGCAGGGGUAGGGGUAGGGAGCCUCCCCUCCCUGUAUCACCCCCUCCCUACACACACACACACACACACACACACACACACACACACACACACACACACUGCCUCCCAUCCUUCCCUUAUGCCCACCAGUGCACAGGGAAGGGCUUGGCCAAUGCUGUUGAGGGGUCCCCUCUGGAAUGCACUGAAUAAAGCGCGUGCAGCCUCAGUGGCAAAUAUCUCAUCCGCUGGCCCCCAGGACAAGUGGUAUGACCAGUGAUAAUGCCCCAAGGACAAGGGGCGUGUCUGGUGCCCAGCGGAGUAAUUUAUGCCUUAACCUUGUUUUGAGGUAGAAAUGAAAAAGGGACACAUCAAAGGCAUCUGUCCCCCUGUGCAUAGUACGACCUUUACUGUCGUAAAUAUUUUUGAAAAAUUAAAAAUACAGUGUUUAAAAACAACCAAGCACUGACAUCCCAUUCUGUGGGCAGAGCAUAUCACAGUGAGCCAUAAUCCCCUUUGAAGGAGAGGAAGUAGAAUGAGGGGGUUCCUUUCUUCCUCCCCCCUACCUCUACAUGUCAGAAGGGACUCAUCCACCAUUUGGUGCCCACAACAUGCCCUCCAAGUGGCUGCCUGGUCUCCGUGUGACGUCUCCAGUGGUGGAGCGCUCCCUCUCCCAAGAUCACCCUUCCAUCUAUGGCCAGUCUGGAUGGUUAGGACCUAAAUGUUUCACUGUAGCUUCUGCCCUUGGUUCCAGCUCUUCCCUCUCACAUCUCCCAGACUUCUCCAGGUCAGUUUCAUUGUUAACCCUCUUACACUCUGACUUCAACCAAGGUGUCUCCAUUCUGUUCUUGUGCCAUUCAUGUCUUGGAAUCCCAAUAAGUAGAGCCUUGGAAAUAAUUUGAUCUUGUUUUUGCAUAAAUGAGGACACCCAGAACCAGAGAGAGCCCUAGGCUCCCACAGCAAAACCAAAACUAAACCCAGGACUGCUAUUUCCCAAGCCAGAUUCCAUCAUUCGAGCCCAGCCUUAGGGCUUGAUGCAGAGCAAAAGCUGAAAAUGGUGAAACUAAAAUUUUGAGUAUCAAAACCCAUUGCCUUCUAAUAGAAUCAGAAGGAAAUGUUGCUAAAUCAUAUUCCAUUCCCAUCAUCACUCAUGAAUGGGGUAACCUGGCUAAAUGAGAAUCAAUGAACCCACACUCAUAAGUGCAUUGAUUUAGCACCAAGUCGUCCAUCAAAUAUCAUCAGAUCUGAGAGAAUGCUCUUAUGGAAAACCUGAUUUUUAGAGGUUGGCAUUCAUAUUUUUAAAAACUGCCACCUGUGACCACACUGCAGGCCAAACAGAAUGUACCUGCUGGUCAGAUGCAGCCCAGAGGUCACUGAAUUGCAACCUCUGGACUCUCGGUCAGAGGCAAGCAGCCCUUAUUCCAGAACUCCACGGUCCCUUCACACCCUUCCCCAGACCUACACCAAGACCAACUAAGUGGUCAAAAGGUGGACAAACUGAGAGUUGUAUCAAGGCCCUUAGCCUCCCAAUUUGUUAUCAAGUCUCUCUUUCUGAAUCUAUUUACCUUGAAGUAUAAAUAUCCAAGAUGAGCCUUAAGAAUGCCUGGUGGAGCAAACAAAGUUGCAUCUUACAGGGAGCAAAGUCUAUGCUAAUGCAGUGUUUCUCAAUCCUGGCUAUACCUUUGAACCACCUGGGAGCUUUAAAAUUGACCACCGCAAGGGGCCUACCCACUAUGGAUCCCAAUUUCAUUGGUUGGGAGAGGGGCCAAGUUUGUUUCCAACUUCCCCAGAUGACUCUAAUGGCUGAGAGCUGCAAUCAACAGGUAAGUGAAUAUCCAGGCUAUAAGAUGAAGAAACAGGGGGUUGUGCCCAAGCCCACUGUGCCUCAUAAAGCAGAUGAUCGCUGCAGAGCUGCGCUUCUCAAAGAGUGGUCCCAGGACUGCCUCGGUCAGACCACAGACUCCUAAGUUCCUCCUCAGACUUCACAGAUCCAAGCUCUAUGAGGUAAUUCUAAGCACAUUAAACUUAUAGAACAGCCA
Nomascus leucogenys (northern white-cheeked gibbon) is the source of this 6587-nucleotide messenger RNA. RefSeq names its product integrin subunit alpha 11 (gene ITGA11). Gene Ontology annotation, molecular function: integrin binding. Gene Ontology annotation, biological process: cell-cell adhesion; integrin-mediated signaling pathway; cell adhesion mediated by integrin. Gene Ontology annotation, cellular component: external side of plasma membrane; integrin complex. Lineage: Eukaryota; Metazoa; Chordata; Mammalia; Primates; Hylobatidae. The record is from RefSeq and is a predicted model, not a curated record.